Molecule: messenger RNA, 982 nt
Organism: Trichoderma reesei QM6a
Lineage: Eukaryota; Fungi; Ascomycota; Sordariomycetes; Hypocreales; Hypocreaceae
Exons: 1
Coding region: 152-982 (276 amino acids)
Source: RefSeq, a predicted model, not a curated record
GUCCAUUAUCCCCUGAAAGACAGAGAGAGCGUGAGAGCGUCAGUAUCAGUCGCCGACUCUUUCUGUCUCUCUCACUCUUCCUUACUGCUGUUCAUCCCCUUGAUACCAACCCAACACGACACAACAACUCCUCAUCACCCUCCCCAUCGACAUGAACUCAACCGUCAUCGCCACGCCUCAAUGCCCCCCCGGCAACUCGGACCUCUACGGCAUCGGCGUCCGCGUCGGCCUCUACGCCCAGUGGACGGCCACCCUGCUGGCGACGCUCUUCGAGCCGCGCACAGAAAGCACCUACCGCAUCGCCAACCUCAUCAUCCAGUGGUCCAUCUUCCUCGGCCUCUGCACCCAGUCCCGCCCCGGCGACUCGCUCAUCGGCGCCGUCAUCACGCAGUACCUGCUCUUCGGGUCGUUGUCCAGCCUCACGGGCGACGGCAUCAGCCACUUUAGCCACUUCUCCGGCAUCUUCCGCGUCGUCUUCUACACGGCCGUCUCCUCGUACGGCUGCUGGUUCUGGUUCCGCGGCAUCGACGCCAUGCACGUCGCCGCCGCCGCGUGUCCGGACAUUGCGUUUUUCGGGCGCGUCAGCCUGCACGGCUGGUUCCGCACGCUGGGCAAGGUCAUGUCAGCGGUUGGCGUCGUGCUGUGCGUUGCCUCGCUCGCCUUCAGCGUGUGGGCGACGGGGACGAGGUUCAGCCGCGGCUUUCGCGAGGGCUUCAAGAAGAAGGAAAAGGUGCGGCCGCGGGUGGAGCUGGCGCUGCUGGCGCUGUCGAUGGCGCUGAUUGGCAUGUCGAUUUAUCUGGUCGAGCAUCUCAUCUCGGUCAACGACGUUCAGGAGGUGGGCAUUGACGAGAUUGGGACCGUUGGGCAGCUGAUUCCGCUGCUGGCGGGAGGGCUGGCGUGUGGACUGACGCUGUGGAGGGUUGUGGCGCACCGGCUGUUUCUGAGGCCGCGGUGCUGGUUUCUGUUUGGUUAUCACUUGUAG